Salvia hispanica is the source of this 432-nucleotide messenger RNA. Lineage: Eukaryota; Viridiplantae; Streptophyta; Magnoliopsida; Lamiales; Lamiaceae. The record is from RefSeq and is a predicted model, not a curated record.
AUGUUCGACGAGUAUCUUCACGUCGGGGAUACAACUAGCCGGGAGUGUCUGGUAAAUUUUUGUGUGGGCGUUAUUGGCGCCUUCGGCGCCACUUAUUUGCGCAAGCCGAAUGCCCAAGACUGCCAGGACCUGCUGCGGAUGCACGAUACGGUGCACGGCUUUCCUAGAAUGUUAGGGAGUAUUGAUUGUAUGCACUGGGAGUGGAAGAAUUGUCCUGCAGCGUGGAGAGGCCAAUUCACCAGUGGGUAUAAGGGUACCCACCCGACGAUGAUCCUUGAAGCAAUCGUUGACCACAGUCUUUGGAUUUGGCAUGCUCACUUUGGCGUGGCGGGGUCCAACAACGACAUCAAUGUGCUGAACUCGUCCAGUCUCUUCACCGAGCAAUGCAAUGGCAAUGGUCCGAUUAUCAGCUUCACUGCCAACGGACGAUAG